UACAGCUUCGGCGCAACGGCACACUGCAAUCGGUAGUCGGAUCACAGACGCCGCAAGAUCUUCCAGUCGUCCGAAUAUUAUUUAUAAUUUUGUAUCGAGUUUUGAUAUACACAACAGUCGAUAUCGMAUAUUUUAUUAAAAUGUUUCGCGUUCCCAUAAAUUCUGUGCAAAACGUCGUCGUGCGCCUGUCGUAAUCCAUCGGUCUCCUAACUAUGGGCAAAAAAUCUGCUCUGGUUCUGUAUCCACUGACUAAACUCACGGUUAUCUUGCGAAAGCACAUCUCGCAACAUGUAGCAAAUUUAAGAGAAUUUGAAGAAUUAAAUUUUGAUAACUAUUAUUUAUAUCAAAAUGCUUUAAGAUAUUUUGAAAUUGAAGGGAUAGUAUGCAGGACUUAUCGAACAACAUUAGUAAAUUGUGCUUCAGAUAGGGAAUAUGUAUGUAAAUUGCACUGUAUUCGUCAAGCUUUUGAACAUUUAUUUAAGAAUGAAAAAAACUCAAUGUGGUUUGCUGAUUGUGGGAGACGUAUAUUAACUGAUAUUUUUUUAUUUGCUGAAAAAGACCCCAAGGAUUUUCUUUUGGCUUAUGAAGAGAUGUUGAGUUGGGCAAAAACUGAUGCGCACUGGACAGAAGCAGAAAAUGAACUGUCAACUAGGGGUGUUAAAAAAAUGACAUUUUAUGACAUUGUUAUGGACUACGUUUUAAUGGAUGCAUUUGAAGAUCUCGAAGCACCUCCAACAUCGGUGAUUGCAGUUAUACAAAAUCGUUGGCUAUCUAAAGGAUUUAAGGAAACUGCUUUAUCAACUGCAGUAUGGUCUGUUCUCCGUGCGAAACGUAGUAAAUUGAAAUAUCCAAAUGGUUUUAUGCAUCAUUUUUAUAACAUAUCUGAACAAAUGUCACCUUUACUUGCGUGGGGCUUUCUAGGUCCUGAUGAAGAACUGAGCAGAAUAUGUUUAUUUUUUAAAGAUCAAGUCAUUGAGCUAAUGCGUGAUAUAUUCAGCUUUGAUAAAUGUCGUUAUACUACUAAAGAAGAACUAUCAUCAGAUAUGUUUGAGCAAUUCAAAAUACGAGCAGAGAACAUCAAUAAAAUGAUAGAAAUGAAAUGUAGUUUAGAAGUUAAGUCUUGAGCAUCAAUCUUUUGAUUUUAAUUGAGAUACAUUUGAAAAGUUACCAGCUUAUGUAUUUAGUGCAUUUGUUGAGCAUUGACACUCAAAGGUUUUUUUUAAAUAGUUUUAAAUUUAAUUUUAAUGUUAUUAUUUAUUUUGUUGUAAAAAUGUACAACUUUUUAG
Diuraphis noxia (Russian wheat aphid) is the source of this 1286-nucleotide messenger RNA. It is a transcript of the gene Miga, whose product is annotated as mitoguardin. The record is from RefSeq and is a predicted model, not a curated record. NCBI's taxonomy places the organism in Eukaryota, Metazoa, Arthropoda, Insecta, Hemiptera, Aphididae. Gene Ontology annotation, biological process: mitochondrial fusion.